This is a messenger RNA of Penicillium hordei, 420 nucleotides long. RefSeq lists its product as uncharacterized. The transcript is spliced from 2 exons. The record is from RefSeq and is a predicted model, not a curated record. The coding region runs from base 1 to 420 and encodes 139 amino acids. Lineage: Eukaryota; Fungi; Ascomycota; Eurotiomycetes; Eurotiales; Aspergillaceae.
AUGUCCCCUGUACCUUGGUGGCUUCUUCUCGAAAAGCCGGAAUAUUGGUCUAAAGGCCAUGGCGACUGGUGCAUUCAAUACGAUAUACGACUUGACACAUUUCUUCAAGUCAUGAAGGAUUGCGAGGAUGAGGCAAUACGCGCCGGUCAACUUAUGGAGACUCAGCGUCUCUCUGGCCCAAUGCGAGACAGUUGGAAGAGCGGCAACUUGGGUCAUAAAAUUGACCGGCGAUUCUUUCGACCGACUCAAAACUUUGACCCUGACAAUGCCUGGAAGGAGAGGCUUCAUCUCUUGACACCUGAAGAAAAGGAGUAUAUAGAUAAAUGUGUAAAGCUGAAGUUUGAAGAGAUGGACACGAGACCUCUUGCUUGGGAUCCGGAUGAGUAUACUCGAGCAUACGAGUGCGAGUGGGUGGAAUGA